Cyphellophora attinorum is the source of this 552-nucleotide messenger RNA. RefSeq lists its product as uncharacterized. The transcript has a single exon. NCBI's taxonomy places the organism in Eukaryota, Fungi, Ascomycota, Eurotiomycetes, Chaetothyriales, Cyphellophoraceae. The coding region runs from base 1 to 552 and encodes 183 amino acids. The record is from RefSeq and is a predicted model, not a curated record.
AUGCACAAGUCAGCCGGCAUCACCGUCUUCGCGACAGUCGCCAGUCUCGUCUCCUCUGCGCCUCUGGAAGCACGCACGCCUCCGGGACCCUUUCCCGUGAACUUUAACCUACAAGUCUCGGCCACUCAGCAUCCCAGUCAAUUCGCUGGGCAAUAUAUCUACUCAUACCACACGGGUGCCGGCGCAGGUAUUGCGGCAGCAUCCUCUUUCCAAAGCGAUGCCAUGCUCGCCAAUUUACAAUCUGUGAACCAGGUUUGGGAAGUCGCAUUCAGCCCUUCAGGUACUACCGACAGCUGGUUUCUUAACCUCGAUUACAGCAGCACAAUCACUGGCACUGCAAUUGCUACCAUUGGGGCCAGCAACCCUCCCGACGUCUCAGGUUUCUACAUGACGGAUUCGGGUCUGAGAUGGGGUGAUGCCUCAUUCGUCAACUGGGCCGUCUGCGAUGGUUCCUAUGGCGUUCCUCAGCUGUUCGCGAUCGUUGAUGCUAGUGCCAUUCUGCCUACGACUUGCGAGACCAUCAACCUGGUCACCGUGUCUGCUUCGUCCUGA